AUGGCGCCAACUCAGCUCGAUGGCGGACGCACCGGGCGCCCUAGUAUCAAACAAAUCAAGCGCAUGCCCAAGAAGCACAAAAACCUCUACCAUACCUACGAGAAAAAGCUCCGUAUAAUCAACUGGCGCAAAGAACAUUCCAUGGAGUCCGCCAUCGACACAUUCUUCCCCGGUGUCGCUGGAGCCAAGCGCACUACAGUCUGGAAGCAGAUCCUGCGCUGGGAAUCACAACGGGACCACAUCACAACGGCUUGUUCCAAGGCUCGAACGCGGGACAUGCGUACACUGCGCAAGCAAGGCACAUCUACGACGCUAUUUAAAAAAGGCGCCAAAUCAGAAAAACCACUUGGCACUCCGCCGUCAGUGCGAUUUGAAGCAUUUUCAUGA
Molecule: messenger RNA, 387 nt
Organism: Aphanomyces invadans
Lineage: Eukaryota; Oomycota; Saprolegniomycetes; Saprolegniales; Verrucalvaceae
Exons: 1
Coding region: 1-387 (128 amino acids)
Source: RefSeq, a predicted model, not a curated record